This is a messenger RNA of Mesorhabditis spiculigera, 477 nucleotides long. NCBI's taxonomy places the organism in Eukaryota, Metazoa, Nematoda, Chromadorea, Rhabditida, Rhabditidae. The record is from the annotation of a GenBank genome assembly.
AUGGAGGCGGAAUCGCCGGCCGACGGCUUCGACUUUUUGAACUUUCUCGAUCGGCUGCUUUCCGUGAACGACGUCACCCAGGCCUCGCUGACACGGUGCGUGAGAGAGGGCGAGAUCGAGGUCGUGAUCGCGGCAUGUCGGAAAAUUGUGAUGGGCCAACCGGCCUUUCUGCAGUUGGACCCGCCUAUUAAUAUUUGCGGCGACUUACACGGGCAAUACGUGGACCUGUUGCGCGUCUUCAACCGCUGCCACUACCCGCAGAGCACCAACUACCUCUUUCUCGGCGACUAUGUCGAUCGUGGGAAGCAGCAGCUGGAGACGAUUUGCUUAUUGAUGGUGUACAAGAUCAAGUUCCCGGAUUCGUUCUUCUUCUUGAGGGGCAACCACGAGAGCCGCUCAAUCAAUAAAGUCUACGGUUUCUACGACGAGUGCAAGCGGCGCUACUCGCUGCGUUUAUGGGAAUCUUUUUCAGGUAUU